Molecule: messenger RNA, 6397 nt
Organism: Amphiprion ocellaris (clown anemonefish)
Lineage: Eukaryota; Metazoa; Chordata; Actinopteri; Pomacentridae
Gene: ppip5k1a
Product: diphosphoinositol pentakisphosphate kinase 1a
Exons: 32
Coding region: 544-4887 (1447 amino acids)
Biological process (GO): inositol phosphate biosynthetic process; inositol metabolic process
Cellular component (GO): cytosol
Molecular function (GO): 5-diphosphoinositol pentakisphosphate 1-kinase activity; inositol hexakisphosphate kinase activity; diphosphoinositol pentakisphosphate kinase activity
Source: RefSeq, a predicted model, not a curated record
CCUUUCUAAAACAAUUCUCAAUUCUUAUUGGCUGUUCUAGACGUCGAUCAUCCAGUGCGUCAAACUGGAAAAAAUAAGAUUGGUUUCACAUGCAAACUGUCAAAGAGUGAAGGAAGCGAGCUGAUGGCAGCGGUGCAAACCGUCCACCCAAACCGACUGUUGGUCUUGAGCACAAAUGGAGGAAAGGACUGUCUUCAGAUAACUGGAUCUUCAACUUGUUGCUGAAGACUCCUGAGAAACCCAAGCCAGUCAUUUAAGAUGUGAAUUUGCUGAAUGAAGAAUGAGAAACUUGAGUAACGUCAUUGCAGAGCGCUGGGCAGCACCAUAAUUUCUCACAUAACGUUUUAUGUUCAAGCGCUCCUCAUUCAGUCUCAUCUUGUUCUGCGUCACACGCCUCCCUCUACCUGCUCUGCAGUGUAGCCCAGGCAGAGUGGACUCGUCCCUCUCCCCUGGCCUCGUGCCCUCCCAUCGGCGGCCCGCUCCGGCGGUGUGUUGGUGUACGAUGGCGCGGUGGGACGCUGAGGGCUGCCGCGGGGGACUGUGAUGUCAGAGCCCAACAGCCCGGGCGAGAGCCGGCGUGGCGCUCCCAGAUUCUUCGUGGGCUGCGAGGACGAUGAGAGCGAGGUCCUGGAAGACAGCAUAAGGACAGACAUGGAGCUGUAUGAGGACGACGAAGACACAGACUCGCCCCCGGAGCGACAGAUUGUGGUGGGAAUCUGUUGCAUGAUGAAGAAGUCCAAGUCCAAGCCAAUGACCCAGAUCCUGGAGAGGCUGUGCAGGUUCGAGUACAUCACUGUGGUCAUCUUCCCAGAGGACGUCAUCCUCAACGAGCCCGUGGACAAAUGGCCUCUGUGCGACUGCCUCAUCUCCUUCCACUCCAAGGGAUUCCCACUGGAUAAGGCAGUGAGCUACGCCAAACUGAGAAACCCUCUGCACAUCAACGACCUGAACAUGCAGUACUACAUACAGGACAGGAGAGAGGUGUAUCGCAUCCUGCAGGAGGAAGGGAUUGAUCUACCACGCUAUGCUGUGCUCAACCGUGACCCUGAUAAACCUGAAGAGUGUAACCUGGUAGAAGGAGAGGACCAUGUGGAAGUGAACGGAGAGAUAUUCCAGAAGCCUUUUGUGGAGAAGCCUGUCUGUGCUGAGGACCACAACGUCUACAUCUACUAUCCCACCUCUGCUGGCGGUGGCAGCCAGCGACUCUUCAGAAAGAUUGGGAGUCGAAGCAGUGUUUACUCCCCAGAGAGCAGCGUGAGGAAGACGGGCUCCUACAUCUAUGAAGAGUUCAUGCCAACAGAUGGCACUGAUGUUAAGGUCUACACUGUGGGACCGGACUAUGCUCAUGCAGAGGCUCGAAAGUCUCCAGCUUUGGACGGGAAGGUAGAAAGAGACAGCGAGGGUAAAGAGGUCCGCUAUCCUGUCAUGCUCUCAGCUAUGGAGAAACUUGUGGCCCGUAAGGUGUGCCUGGCAUUCAAGCAAACUGUGUGUGGCUUUGACCUUCUGAGAGCCAACGGACACUCGUAUGUGUGUGACGUCAACGGUUUCAGUUUUGUGAAGAACUCAAUGAAGUACUAUGACGACUGUGCCAAGAUCCUCGGGAAUAUUGUGAUGCGUGAGCUGGCUCCUCAGUUUCAAAUUCCUUGGUCCAUCCCUACAGAAGCAGAAGACAUCCCCAUUGUUCCCACCACUUCAGGGACCAUGAUGGAGCUACGAUGUGUCAUCGCUGUCAUCCGACAUGGAGACAGAACGCCCAAACAGAAAAUGAAGAUGGAAGUUCGCAACCCGAUGUUCUUUGAUCUAUUUGAGAAAUAUGGAGGAUACAAAACUGGGAAACUAAAACUCAAGAAGCCAAAACAGCUGCAGGAGGUGCUGGACAUCACACGGCAGUUGUUAGCAGAUCUGGGGCAACACAAUGAUUGUGAGAUAGAAGAGAAGAAGUCCAAACUGGAGCAGCUGAAGACUGUUCUAGAAAUGUAUGGCCACUUCUCGGGGAUCAACAGAAAAGUGCAACUAACUUACCUGCCCCAUGGGCAGCCCAAAACCUCAAGUGAGGAAGAAGAUACACGUAAAGAAGGUCCGUCUCUGCUGCUGGUGCUGAAGUGGGGAGGAGAGCUGACUCCUGCUGGCAGAGUUCAGGCUGAGGAACUGGGACGGGCUUUUCGCUGUAUGUACCCUGGAGGACAAGGAGACUAUGCUGGUUUUCCAGGCUGUGGAUUAUUGCGGUUACACAGCACCUACAGACACGACCUGAAGAUAUAUGCGUCUGAUGAAGGCAGGGUGCAGAUGACGGCUGCAGCUUUUGCAAAGGGGCUGCUGGCUCUGGAGGGCGAGCUGACACCCAUCCUGGUGCAGAUGGUGAAAAGUGCCAACAUGAACGGGCUGCUGGACAACGACAGCGACUCGCUGAGCAGCUGCCAGCACCGCGUCAAAGCACGACUCCAUGAAAUCCUGCAGAAGGACAGAGAGUUCACCGACGAGGACUACGAUAGGUUGGCACCAACCUGUAGUGCCUCUUUGGUGAAUUCAAUGAAGAUAGUCGAGAACCCAGUGGCCACAUGUGACCAGGUCUACGCCCUCAUUCAGAGCCUCACCUCCCAGAUACGCAAAAGGAUGGAAGACCCCAAGUCUGCUGACCUGCAGCUGUACCACAGUGAGACUCUGGAGCUGAUGCUGCAGCGAUGGUCCAAACUAGAGAGAGACUUCCGCAUGAAGAACGGCCGUUAUGACAUCAGUAAAAUACCCGAUAUUUACGACUGCGUCAAGUACGAUGUCAUCCACAACGCUACACUCGGCCUGGAGGACACGCUGGAGCUGUUCAGACUCUCUCGAGCUUUGGCCGACAUCGUCAUCCCUCAGGAAUAUGGCAUAAAUAAAGUGGAGAAAUUGGACAUAGCAUACGCCUACUGCCUCCCUCUGGUCAGAAAAAUACAGCUUGACCUGCAGAGGACCCACGAGGACGAGUCUGUCAACAAGCUACACCCUCUGUACUCUCGAGGAGUGAUGUCUCCUGGGCGGCAUGUCAGGACACGUUUAUAUUUCACUAGUGAGAGUCACGUCCACUCUCUGCUCAGCAUUUUCCGCUACGGGGGCUUGCUCGAUGAGGAGAAGGACCAGCAGUGGAAACGUGCCAUGGAUUACCUCAGCGCUGUCUCUGAACUCAACUACAUGACUCAGAUUGUCAUCAUGCUUUAUGAGGACAACAAUAAGGACCUCACCUCUGAGGAACGCUUCCACGUAGAGCUUCACUUCAGUCCUGGUGUCAAAGGAGUCGAGGAGGAAGAGAACGCACCAACUGGCUUUGGUUUCAGGCCUGCUUCUGCAGAGGUUGCACGGCAGAACGGGCAAAAGCAGCCAGACCCUGGCAGCCUGGAGGACCUGUCACGAGAUGAAACUGACCGUGCCGUGCCGCUGUCUGAGCCAAUCACUAUUCAGAGGAGGUCCCCACUCAUCCGCAAUCAUAAGACUGGAUCCAUGGAGGUCCUGUCGGAAACAUCAUCCUCCAAAGUCGGCAGUUACCGCCUCUUCUCGUUCUGCUCGCGUCAGUCCCCUGAGAUGAAACAAAGUGGAUUAGGCUCUCAGUGCGCCGGCCUCUUCAGCACCACUGUCCUAGGUGGGUCCUCUAGCGCCCCUAAUCUGCAGGACUACGCACGCGCACAUCGCAAAAAAUUCUCCACCGGCAGUCUGUCCUACAAAGACGAGUUGUUGUCUAUGCCGGCAGUAAAACGAUUUUCUGUGUCGUUUGCAAAGCAUCCGACUAAUGGAACACAAGAUGACACUUCAGCUGUAGCAGUGACUCCAUCUCACUGGUGCACUGCGACAGAGCCCUUGGAGGAGCACCAUGUGGCCCAGUUGUUGAGGUGUUUCUCCACCGACCUCAGCCUGGGCCGCCACCUGUCUCUGGACCGGGCGCUGGCCCACCACCUCCACCAGUGCUCCUACCACCUCCGCCUCUUCCGAAACUGGCUCAUCUCCGGCCAGGACCCCCUAGAGUACCUCCACGGCUUCGAAGGCUGCUCCAUGGUGCCGUCCAUCUAUCCUCUGGAGACGCUGCACAACUCGCUGUCCCUGAAACAGGUCAACGAGUUCCUCACCGGCGUGUGCCAGAGCGCCGUGGAUCCUCACACCAGGACCACCAGAGCUCUGUCAGCCAUGUUCGACACGCACAACCAGCCGUCUGUAGACUCGUACAUCCCUCAGAGAGUCCUCUCUUCCUCCAUCUCCCUCAGAUCUCGUUCUGACAGACCUCCUUGGUACAGCAGCGGUCCAUCCAGCACAGUCUCCAGCGCUGGACCGUCCUCUCCCACCACGGCUGAUACGUCCCCACGGUUCAGCUUCAGCGAUAAGAUCUCUCUGACCCCUCAGAGCAGCGAGGAAACCCACUCCUCUCAGAACAUUGCAGCUCAGGCGGCGCCUCCUGCUGGGUCCCAAGGCCUCGACCUGACCUGCAGUGCUGGUUCAAAUCCCACCGAAGUCCCUCUGACUCCAAAGAACUCACCAGAGGACGAUCCUGAGCUCUACACUGCUGCCGAUCAUCGGUCUGACAAUCCCGAGGCCACGCUGGAAGGGCAGGACGUGAAUUCUGCAGCUAUGGAUCCUUCCAGCGGUGCAGUUUCAGACCUGAGGCCGCCCUGCUCUGCCUUAGCCGAACUCGCUCUGAGUCGGAUGGAGGGCUACUGCCUCCCCGGCUCUCUGCCGGUGCUGCUCGAGCUCAGAGAGAGCAGCAGCGAGGCAGGAUCCAGCUCCCAGACGCCCCAGUCUCCUGAGGGGCCCGACGAGUUCUUCGACACCCAGGAGUCCAUGGAGCUGUGGAUGGACAGUCCGGAAAGCCUCCCCCAUCCUGACACCCCUCUGGAGGUCGGAGCUUCUCACACAGCAGAGCAGUAAAGAGAGGAGAGCUUCAGAACAUCACAGACUGCUGCAAACAUCUCACAUUGUACGAGCUUGAUUCAAUAGUGUACAGAGCUACAGCCAACCAGGCCUCUUAUCAUCCUCCUCCUCCUCCUCCUCCUGCUCUUCCAUCUCCUCUGGGCAGCUGAUCCUUACACUUGGCUCUGUGUUGGACAAUCAUACGACAGUAUAUUUGUGCUGUUCAUUGCCUUUGAAAAUCUCACCAGUGACACCACUGAGCCUCCUGACAGUCCACUGGUUCAGCCCAUCUCUCUGUAAAACUGUAACGACAAACCGCAGGUUGUAAAGUGAAGCUUUAUUGUCGAGUUUAUUUAGUGAGUUACUGACAUUUAUAGACAUUUCCUUAAAGCUGCAUUAAUUGAUGGAGGCCACUAGGGAGCAGAAAACUCCAAAACAAACGCUGGUUAGAGCACAACUACACAGUCAUUAAGCUAAAACAGUGAGCUAAAUGAGGCUAGUGACUUGUGUGUAGACUUGUGUGUUUUCAGAUUUCAUAUAUUUAGCAGAUUUAUUGUGGCCAUAAAGAAAUCGAUUAAUGGAGCUUUAAAGGCUGUUGUGUUACAUCGUCUCCUCUUGGACAGCUGCAGUAGUGAAGUUUUAGUCUUUAUAGUACCUUCUGUCAUAUCGUCUGUCACAGUCAGGUGACAGAUUUUGUUGUAUUGUGGCAGCUGUGCUUCAUCGCUGCUACAUGAGCACAAGCUUUCCUGUUUUCUUUGUUUGUUACAGAAACUCAUAGACUCACUGCUUUUAUGAGAAACAGGACAUGACUGGCAGCACGAGACGGCAGUCAGAGAGAACAUAAUCAGCUGAUCUCAUGCUCGUCCGGUGCUGCAUGCUUAGAUCCUGCAUUUAAAAAGGUAAAGGACAGCAGCUGAAUCUUCAUUACUGCCAGUUAAAUGUAAAUGUUGGAUCUGCAGGUCAAACCAUGUGUGCACUGCUUACUGCCAAAGUCCUUAAGCCUCAUCGAAGAUUUAAUAUAAUCAGUAGGAAACUAUAGACAAAGUAAUAUUUAUUUUGAAAUCACAUUAAAAAAAAAAGAAGUCUGUAUUUUUACUACACACACAUCAGAUAUUUAAUUGUACCAUAGCUGUUGUGUAUAUUUUUUGUAAAAUCAGCAUCAAGAUGUGGGGAAAAAAAUCUAAAAGCUAAUCUCUUGUUUUAUCUCUGAACAAACCGGUGGGGCAUUUUACAGUCGACUUGCUUUCGUUGUGGCGAGCAGUUAUGUAGCAGGAGUGUGUAUGUGUGGGAGGGAGGUGCACACAUGCUCCAGAAGCUAUUCAGGUUGAUGCUGAUGUGCAAUUCUGUGUUAAAUCAGCGAGGUUUCAUGUUACACUGCAAUGUACUGUAGAGGUGAAAUACACGACUGACCUGUCUGUGUGUGUACAGAUAAAAAAGUGACACCAGUAUGAUUGUAUGUUGUCUUCUUGAGAUCAGUACCAUUGCUUCUUGCUUAAAGAGUAAAUUCAAAUAAAUUUCUUAGACUAGU